AUGUCGGGAUUCCCCGGUGCCGGCUAUCACGGGGGUGGGGGUGGAUAUGGUGGUCAGCCGGGACAAUCACAAUACGGAAACUACCCUUAUCCUCCACAGCCGUCUUACGGUGCGUACCAGCAAGGCCCUCCACAACCAGCCCCGGGCUACACGUAUCACCAACCCUCGCCUCAGCCCUAUGGCGGUUACCAACAGCCCUCGCCCCAGCCUCCCCCACCUCAACACCAGCAGUAUGCUGGCUACAACGGACCACCUCAGAACCACUAUGCUAGAGUCGGAAACACCCCGAACUCGUAUGCUCAGGGGAACCCCAGCGGUCCACCUCCGCCACCGUCGGCGCCGCAACAUUUUGGUCACGGCGCUCCGCAGGGCUACGCUUUCCAGUACUCCCAAUGCACUGGCCGCCGCAAGGCCCUUCUCAUAGGCAUCAACUACUUUGGCCAGCGCGGCCAGCUCAGGGGGUGUAUCAAUGACGUUAAGAACAUGUCGGCCUAUCUCGUAGAGAAUUUCGGUUACAAACGUGAGGAUAUGGUUAUCCUUACCGACGAUCAGCAAAACCCGAUGAGCCAGCCAACAAAGCAGAACAUCCUACGAGCAAUGCACUGGCUGGUUAAGGAAGCGCGGCCCAAUGACUCGCUAUUCUUCCAUUACUCUGGUCACGGCGGCCAGACGAAGGAUCUAGACGGAGACGAGGCCGACGGAUAUGACGAGGUCAUCUACCCCGUCGAUUUCCGCCAAUUUGGGCACAUUACCGAUGACGAGAUGCACCGCAUCAUGGUACAGCCGUUGCACGGCGGGGUCCGCCUUACCGCCAUCUUCGACUCGUGUCAUUCUGGCACAGCGCUGGAUCUCCCCUACAUAUACUCUACCCAGGGUAUACUCAAGGAGCCCAAUCUUGCGAAGGAGGCUGGGCAGGGUCUUCUGGGCGCCAUCUCAGCCUACAGCCAAGGCGACCUUGGGGGCGUUGCGAACAAUAUCAUGGGCUUCUUCAAGAAAGCCGCCAACGGAGACGACGCCUACAACCGGACCAUGGCUACCAAGACUUCCCCAGCCGAUGUCAUCAUGCUGUCGGGAAGUAAAGAUGACCAAACCUCGGCCGAUGCGACCAUUGCUUCACAAGCUACCGGCGCCAUGUCGUGGGCCUUCAUCACGGCUCUGAAGAAGAAUCCCCAGCAGAGUUACGUCCAACUCCUCAACAGCAUUCGGGACGAGUUGCAAACCCGGUACACUCAGAAACCGCAACUCUCUUGUAGCCACCCACUUAACACCAAUCUCCUGUUCGUGAUGUAA
Messenger RNA from Phialemonium atrogriseum, 1290 nucleotides. RefSeq names its product metacaspase-1B. The transcript has 7 exons. NCBI's taxonomy places the organism in Eukaryota, Fungi, Ascomycota, Sordariomycetes, Cephalothecales, Cephalothecaceae. The coding region runs from base 1 to 1290 and encodes 429 amino acids. The record is from RefSeq and is a predicted model, not a curated record. Gene Ontology annotation, molecular function: cysteine-type endopeptidase activity. Gene Ontology annotation, biological process: proteolysis.